This is a messenger RNA of Pangasianodon hypophthalmus (striped catfish), 3313 nucleotides long. It is a transcript of the gene luc7l, whose product is annotated as LUC7-like (S. cerevisiae). Lineage: Eukaryota; Metazoa; Chordata; Actinopteri; Siluriformes; Pangasiidae. Gene Ontology annotation, biological process: mRNA splice site recognition. Gene Ontology annotation, cellular component: U2-type prespliceosome; U1 snRNP. The record is from RefSeq and is a predicted model, not a curated record. The transcript has 12 exons. Bases 1656 to 2696 code for a protein of 346 amino acids. Gene Ontology annotation, molecular function: mRNA binding.
UCAUUGGCCGUGCGGAGGAGUGACGUCACCCGUGCGCCCGCUAGAGGAAGAGACAGCGGUGGUGUCGAAGGGGCCAUAAUAAUAAUAAUAAUAAUUAUUAUUAUUAUUAGUUUAAACCCUCCUCCUCCUCCUCUUUUAAUAGCAGACCGUUGUUUAAAUAUAGGAUUAUUAUUUUUUACAGUUUAUAUGCUUUAUGUUAUAAAGGAGAAAGUACCGCGCGUGGUAGUUUAAUCGGCAGGAAGAUGUCGGCUCAGGCUCAGAUGAGAGCUCUGCUCGACCAGUUAAUGGGAACAGCGAGGGACGGUUCAGUGUAUCUUUGCCAGCCUACAUCAAUCUGCACGGGAGUUGCAGAAAAGCCUCAUGUUCAUCGAGCCGUUUGGUCAAGAAAAGCUUUUUAAUCUUUAAUAAGGCCACCGAAGGGCUGGAGCUCCAGGCGGGUACAGUAUGGGAGAGAGAGAGAAAGAGAGAGAAAGAGCGAGAGAGCGCUCGCAGUGUGUAUAAAACUAACACUUUACUCUGAGUUCAUGCUCUUAUUUUCAUGUUUGAUUUGGUUUUGUGUAUUUUCUUUUUUUUUUUUUUUCUUCCCUCACCAUGUUGUUAUUCACUGAAGGAGUGGAAGCUGAUAAUCAUCUGUGCAAUACGUUACGAUGUUUAACACGCACAACAAGUUCAUCACGAACAUCUCCCUUGUGUGUGUGUGUGUGUGUGUGUGUGUGUGUGUGUGUGUGUGUGUGUGCACCUAAAAACGUAAAUAACGACAACAUAAAACAUUAGGUUACUGUCUUUAUUAAAAAUAUUAGCUAGUAAUCACAUUAAAAAAAUUAUUUAGCAUACUCCGUUUACAUCUUAAUUUUCCAGAUUAUUUUAUUUAUUUUUUUUAGUAGUAAUUAUUUUUGAACGUCAGAGUUCAUCUGUGUGUCUGGCAUUAAAUCAUACAACGUUUUACUUGUUGCCGUGGUAACCUGUCGGCCAGCUCCAGCCUGCCCUCUAGUGGACGGAGCUUUAAAGUGUACUAAAGCUACGUAGGGGUGUGUGUGUGGAAAGCCAGUCCUAAUACAGCUUUUUAAACAGGACAGGUUUUAUUUCCACACGUUCUAGGAAGCUUGCGCAGAUUCCUUUAGACAUACUUAGUGUUUUAAAGCGUCCGUGGUAACGGUGUUGUGUGUGUUAAAUAUCACUGUUUGCCAUUUUGAGCCCAGAGGGAAUGUUAUACAUAAACAAUACACAUCCACUGCCCCAAGUUAAACACACCACUCUGCCUGUGUGUGUGUGUGUAUGUGUGUGUGUGUAGCUCAGAUCCAUGAUCAGGCUGUCCUCACUUCAGAUAAAUAUAUAUAUUUUCGAACCAUAUCUCAUCGAGGGCUCUCUGUGAAGACGUUCAUUUUGAAAAUUAUGCCCCGUUUACUCAACUGUAAAUUCCCAUCAUCCCCUCUGCUGUGAGGCCCCGCCCCUUUCCCCAACCAGGUUUAGCAGUGUGUGAUGGUGUGAGUGUGUGAGAGGCGUGUUCAGGUGUGCGUGUGUGUUUUCGCUCAUUGCGUGUGCGUGUUGCUGUUGCAGGAGACGAGUCUCGGCAGCGGGUGAAGUUCACGGACGAGCGAGUGUGUAAGUCUCACCUGCUGAACUGCUGUCCACAUGACAUCCUGUCCGGCACGCGUAUGGACCUGGGCGAGUGCUCCAAGAUCCAUGACCUGGCUCUGAGGGCCGACUACGAGAUUGCCUCUAAAGAGAGAGAUCUGUUCUUCGAGCUGGACGCCGUGGAUCAUCUGGAGUCGUUCAUCGCCGACUGCGAUCGCAGAACCGAGCUGGCGAAGAAACGCCUCGCCGAAACGCAGGAGGAGAUCAGCGCUGAGGUCGCUGCCAAGGCGGAGAAGGUGCACGAGCUGAAUGAGGAGAUCGGGAAGCUGUUGGCGAAGGCAGAGCAGCUCGGUGCUGAGGGAAAUGUGGAUGAAGCUCAGAAGGUUCUACAGGAAGUGGAGAAAGUGCGCACUAAGAAGAAGGAAGCUGAGGAAGAAUACAGGAACUCGAUGCCUGCCUCCAGUUUCCAGCAGCAGAAGCUCCGUGUGUGUGAGGUGUGCUCCGCCUAUCUGGGUCUCCAUGACAACGACCGUCGCCUCGCCGACCAUUUCGGUGGAAAACUGCACCUGGGGUUCAUCCAGAUCAGAGAAAAGCUGGAGCAGCUGAAGAAAACGGUCCUGGAUAAGCAGGAGCGGCGAAACCAGGAGAGACUGAAGCGGAGAGAGGAGAGAGAGCGUGAAGAGAGGAUGAGGAGGAGGACCAGAUCACGCAGCCGGGAGCGCAGGAGGUCUCGUUCUCGUGAUCGCGAGCGUGAGCGAGAGAGGAGACGGCGGAGAUCUCGCUCGUCCUCCAGGGAGAGACGCAGGUCAAGAUCUCGAUCCAGAGACAGAGAGAGACGCCGGAGACACCGAUCACGCUCCAGAUCUCACUCGCACACUCGCAGAGAACCCUCGCACAGGUACACACACUCGCGCAGAGAACCCUCGCACAGGUACACACACUCGCGCAGAGAACCCUCGCACAGGUACACACACGCACUCGCACAGGUACACACACUCGCACAGAGAACACUCGCACAGGUACACACUCGCAGAGAACCCUCGCACAGGUCAUCACGGGACCGUCUUAACGGGAGGGCGGAGUCUCGUCGCUCCGGAGACAGAGAGUCCGGAGAGCUCUGAGGGCCGUCACCCACCACCCCCUCUGGCACAGUUACCAUGGGAACUACUGUGUGUCACUCGGCUAUGCGUACAUCCUCUACCCUCUAACCCUCCCUCCCCGACCCCUGACCCCUCCUUCGGCUUUUACGUUUCGUUUUUAUUUACAGAUACACAGAUACACAGACGAGUGCAGUGUCGCGUCGCGUCACUGCUCUUUAUUCCCGCAGCCCUGUCAGUGGGAGCGAGCAGCACUGCCUUACGCCAUGUUCCCUGUGCCCCAGUGCAUUAUGGUCUUUGUAGUGUUUACACUCUGUUUGGGGGAGAAAAAUGGACUGAAUUCGACCUGUUAGGCGAGGUGUAGUGUCCACUUGUACUGCUAGACUGUGUGUGUGUGUGUGUGUGUGUGUGUGUGUGUGUUAGCAUGAUUUUCCCCAGACAGACGAUGGAGAUGAACUCCCCCACACUCCUGCAGGAGCAGAAGGUUAGAGAUCAGUGUCAUGACCUGAAUAAUAUAGGACUCAAUAUAACCAUGUAUAAUUCUUCUCCUUAUUCCGCUUCCUGUUCUUUUAUAAACCCUCUCUGAUCCGUCUCAUCCCUCUCUAAUGCAUUAUUAAAUGGAUUUUAUUGGAUCAACACCA